Molecule: messenger RNA, 909 nt
Organism: Populus euphratica (Euphrates poplar)
Lineage: Eukaryota; Viridiplantae; Streptophyta; Magnoliopsida; Malpighiales; Salicaceae
Product: casparian strip membrane protein 4-like
Exons: 3
Coding region: 31-675 (214 amino acids)
Source: RefSeq, a predicted model, not a curated record
CUCUCCUCUCCUGAUCACUAUCCUUUUGCAAUGGACUCGGACAAGAGUGGCGAAGCAGCAAAAAUCACUAUUCAAGAACCAAAAGCAGACACUAAAGGAAAAGGCAUUGAUGGUGCUUUUAUUGCACCUGUAAUGGUCGCAGCAAAAGCUGCCCAGCGCCCGCGAAAAGGAUGGAAAAAAGGCGUAGCCAUUGUCGACUUGGUUCUCAGGCUGUCUGCCAUUGUCGCUGGUUUUGCUGCCACUAGCCUUAUGGCGACAACGGAUGAGACUCUUCCUUUUUUCACCCAGUUCCUUCAGUUCCAUGCUCAGUAUAAUGAUCUCCCAACUUUCUCGUUUUUCCUGAUCGCUAACGCCAUAACCAGUGGAUACCUUGUUCUUACCUUGCCCUUCUCAAUAGUCUGCAUCGUUCGGCCUCGUGCAGCAGGACCAAGGCUCCUCCUUAUCAUCCUCGAUUCCGUGAUGAUGGGACUAACAACAUCAGCUGCUUCUGCUUCUGCUGCCAUUGUGUACUUAGCUCAUAAUGGGAAUUCAAGCUCGAAUUGGAAUGCUUUUUGUCUCCAAUUUAAUAAUUUCUGCCAGCAGGUUAGCAGUGCUGUGGUGGCUUCCUUCGUAGUAUCAGCCUUGCUCCUUUGUCUGGUUGUGUUGUCUGCUUUUGCUCUUCGAAAAAUGAAGUAAUCAUCGAUCAUAAGGGACUUGGUUGGCAUUGUUGUAUAUAUUAAGGGUCUUAAUUUUCUGUUUUUACAGUGCUUCAGAAAGAAAGAAGACAAGAGGAAGGAUGUAAUGUAAUUUCAUUUCUCCUGUCCGUUGGGGGUUGGCAUGGAUGCCUUGCAUCUCUAAUAUGCAGGCAGUUGUGUGUAUGAUUUGUUGUGGAUAUAUGAUAGAUCAUUUUCUGAAAAGUGAUUUUUCUUU